Fusarium odoratissimum NRRL 54006 is the source of this 540-nucleotide messenger RNA. RefSeq lists its product as uncharacterized. Lineage: Eukaryota; Fungi; Ascomycota; Sordariomycetes; Hypocreales; Nectriaceae. Bases 1 to 540 code for a protein of 179 amino acids. The transcript is spliced from 2 exons. The record is from RefSeq and is a predicted model, not a curated record.
AUGGCCGAGGCACAGAUUAUGUGGCCUUUGGACGAGAAUACUGUCCCGCACUUGUUGAUGUCAAUUGGUAAUGGUUGGGCCCAAGACGCUGUCAAUUCAGAAGAUGUUUCCAACAAAUACAGCUCUUGGAUGGAAAUGAAGAAAGACCAACUGGUCAAAUUCUUCAGAACACGACCGACAAAACUUCAAAAGCCGCUGGAUCGGAAUAGACUGUCAGAGAAGCCGUGGAACGAAGCCUUCAGUCACAUCAGUAAGAGGCACCCCAUUCGAUGUGUGCGGUUGAACCCGAAGAUAUCAGGGAACCAAACACCAGAAGACAUCGCAGCGAAGUAUGUGUCACAAGAACACAGUCGGCUUGAUAUUUCCAAACUCUGCCAUGCUCUUUUGGCGACGACAUUUUACUUCGAUGCAACCGAGAGGCACCACCAAAUUGGAAAUGGGCGUUCUGUAAUAAAGGCACCUUCAAAGUGGAAAGUAUUCAUCUUCGUCACCAAACAUUUUGCUACUUGUAUCCGUGAGACAGCCACAUUUAUCUCAUAG